AGCUCACACAUUAAUUUUCAUUCUCUUCUUUCCUUCUUUCCUUUGUCAAGAGCAAUGCCUCUGAGUGGUAUGCUGGUUAAACAAGUUACCAUCAAAUCAGAUGGGGAUGUGUUUCAUGAAAUAUUAAGAAGCAGGCCACACCAUAUAUCAGAAAUGAGCCCUGAUUCCAUAAAAGGUGUUGAUUUACAUGAAGGUGAAUGGGGUGUUGUUGGAUCAGUCAUUAAUGUUGACUUUAUCCAUGAUGGGAAGGCAAAAGUGGCUAAAGAAGUGAUUGAAGCAAUCGACGAGGAGAAAAAGUUAGUGUGCUACAAGGUUAUUGGGGGCGAUAUAUUGGAGGCUUACAAGACCUUCUUGCUCACAGUUCAGGUGGAGACAAAGGAAGAAGAAAACUUGGUGACUUGGACUUUCCACUAUGAGAAACUCAAUGAUAAUGUUGAUGACCCCAACAGUUUGAUGGAUUUCUGCCUUGCUGUUACCAAAGAUAUUGAGAAACAUCACCUAUAAUUUCAUACGCAAGUAAUUUAUAUAUAUAUAAAAGUUCCAAGAAUAAAAAUCGUGGGAUCACUUUUGUUUGUUUCACUCUAUAUGAAGUUGAUUACAUGUAAUUAAAGUUCCAUUUUGAUCUCAUGAAACUGGUGUGGACUUUGUUUAUUUGUGUCUUUUAAUCAAUUACUAAUAAUCUUUGUAUAGUUAUGCCCGAAAAUGAAAGGUUGUAAUGUAAUGCUAAGUUCCUCUUCUUGUAUUAUAUAUUUAAAGCUUCAAAAAAAAAUUCUAUUAAUGAUUAA
This is a messenger RNA of Lactuca sativa (garden lettuce), 785 nucleotides long. Its product is annotated as kirola. Gene Ontology annotation, biological process: defense response. NCBI's taxonomy places the organism in Eukaryota, Viridiplantae, Streptophyta, Magnoliopsida, Asterales, Asteraceae. The record is from RefSeq and is a predicted model, not a curated record.